Messenger RNA from Equus caballus (horse), 8609 nucleotides. RefSeq names its product junction mediating and regulatory protein, p53 cofactor (gene JMY). The record is from RefSeq and is a predicted model, not a curated record. Gene Ontology annotation, biological process: intrinsic apoptotic signaling pathway by p53 class mediator; positive regulation of apoptotic process; Arp2/3 complex-mediated actin nucleation. Gene Ontology annotation, cellular component: cytoplasm; nucleus. Lineage: Eukaryota; Metazoa; Chordata; Mammalia; Perissodactyla; Equidae. Gene Ontology annotation, molecular function: actin binding; Arp2/3 complex binding; transcription coactivator activity.
CCUCCCCCGCGGCCUGCCCCGGAGCCACCAUGUCGUUCGCGCUCGAGGAGACGCUCGAGUCGGACUGGGUGGCCGUGCGGCCCCAUGUGUUCGACGAGCGCGAGAAGCACAAGUUCGUCUUCAUCGUGGCCUGGAACGAGAUCGAGGGCAAGUUUGCCAUAACGUGCCACAACCGGACGGCCCAGAGGCAGAGGAGCGGCUCCCGGGAGCAGGCGGGGGUGCGAGGGGGCCCCGAACCCGGCGCGCCCGCGUCCGACGGGACCCGCGGGCCGGGCAGCCCGGCGGGCAAGGGCCGGCCCGAGCCCGCUGGCUCUGCGCCUCUGGGCCGGAGCCCCGGGCCCCGGAGGAGCCCGGCCUGGGCGGAGGGCGGCUCUCCGCGGAGCGCGCGCAGCCUUCGGGGGGACCCGCUGCUGCGAAGUCCGGCCGGCAGAGGGGCGGAGAGCCCACUCAGGAGCCCAGUGCGGGCCCGGUCCAGCCCGAUCCGGAGGGCAUCCGACGGCAGAGAUGGAGCCGGGGCCGCCGCUGCCGCAGCCCCGCCGGCGCCCAGGGAGGCCCCGGCGUCCUCCGUGCGGGUGGUGAGCGCCUGCGGGGCGGUCUCCGAGGAGAUCGAGGUGCUGGAGAUGGUGAGGGAGGACGAGGCGGCCCCGGCGUCUCUGGCGCUCUCGAACGCGGAGCAGCCGCCGCCCGCCGCCGAGCUGGAGUCCCCGGCCGAGGAGUGCAGCUGGGCCGGGCUCUUCUCCUUCCAGGACCUGCGCGCCGUGCACCAGCAGCUGUGCUCCGUGAACUCGCAGCUGGAGCCGUGCCUGCCCUUGUUCCCCGAGGAGCCCUCGGGCAUGUGGACCGUGCUGUUCGGGGGCGCCCCAGAGAUGAGCGAGCAGGAGAUCGACACACUGUGUUACCAGCUCCAGGUCUACCUGGGCCACGGCCUGGACACCUGCGGCUGGAAGAUCCUCUCCCAGGUACUCUUCACCGAGACCGACGACCCCGAGGAGUAUUACGAAAGCCUUAGCGAGCUGCGGCAGAAGGGCUACGAAGAAGUGCUUCAGCGGGCCAGGAAGCGCAUCCAGGAGCUCUUGGAUAAGCACAAGAAUACAGAGAGCAUGGUGGAGCUUCUGGACUUGUAUCAGAUGGAAGAUGAAGCCUACAGCAGCCUUGCAGAAGCCACAACUGAACUCUAUCAGUAUUUACUACAGCCAUUCCGAGACAUGAGGGAACUUGCCAUGCUACGACGACAGCAGAUCAAGAUUUCCAUGGAGAAUGACUAUCUGGGUCCCCGAAGAAUUGAAAGUCUACAAAAAGAAGAUGCUGACUGGCAGCGGAAAGCUCACAUGGCUGUGCUCUCAAUUCAAGAUCUAACUGUCAAAUAUUUUGAAAUAACAGCUAAAGCUCAAAAAGCUGUGUACGAUCGAAUGCGAGCUGAUCAGAAGAAAUUUGGUAAAGCAUCAUGGGCAGCAGCUGCUGAACGUAUGGAGAAGCUCCAGUAUGCAGUUUCUAAGGAGACUCUGCAGAUGAUGAGAGCUAAGGAGAUCUGCCUGGAGCAGAGAAAACAUGCACUGAAAGAAGAGAUGCAGAGUUUGCAGGGUGGUACAGAAGCCAUAGCCAGAUUGGAUCAGUUAGAAGCUGAUUAUUAUGAUCUGCAACUUCAGUUGUAUGAAGUACAGUUUGAAAUCUUGAAGUGUGAAGAGUUACUGUUGACAGCACAACUGGAAAGCAUCAAAAGACUUAUAUCGGAGAAGAGAGACGAAGUGGUGUACUAUGACACGUACGAAAGCAUGGAGGCCAUGCUGGAGAAGGAGGAGACGGCCACGUCUGUGCACUUACAGAGGGAAGAGCUCCAGAAACUCCAGCAGAAGGCGCGCCAGCUGGAAGCAAGACGUGGACGGGUUUCGGCCAAGAAAGCCUACCUCAGAAAUAAAAAGGAAAUUUGUAUUGCAAAACACAAUGAAAAAUUCCAACAGCGUCUUCGGAGUGAAGAUGAAUAUAGAAGCCAUCACACAAUACAACUAAAGAGAGAAAGAUUACAUGAUGAAGAAGAAAGAAAAAGUGCCUGGGUUAGCCAAGAAAGACAGAGAACACUGGAUAGACUUCGAACUUUCAAACAGAGGUACCCUGGCCAAGUUAUACUUAAAUCAACCAGAUUGCGCCUGGCUCAUGCGAGAAGCAGCAGCACAGCCAGUCCUGGGCCCUGCGAGGACCAGUGCGACUCUCUGCCAGGAGCGCUGCCGGUAGAAGAGAAGAGGGAAGAGGCGGAGGAACGAGGCGCCAAGCUUGGGCCAUCGCAGACAACAGAGCCCCAAAGCCUCCCACAGCUUGAAGAUACUUCGUUAGCACAACUUGAAGCCACUUCAUUACCUCUCAGUGGUCUUACCUCUGAACUGCCUCCUACUGGAUCUCUUCCACUUUUGAAUAACAUUGAUCUUGAACCAGGUUCUGCUACCAUAGAUCCACUCCCACCACCUCUCCCUCCAACACCGCCUCCCCCACCGCCACCUCCUCCCCCUCCCCCACCGCCACCACCUCUGCCAGUUGCUAAGGACAACACCCUAGAGACACUGGAGAAAGGUCUGCCUAGAAUGGAGGGAAAUGAGAAGAGGAUCCCGAAGUCUGCAAGUGCCCCCUCAGCACACCUCUUUGACAGCAGCCAGCUGGUCAGUGCCAGGAAGAAGCUCAAAAAGACUGCGGAAGGUUUGCAGAGGAGGAGAGUGAGCUCCCCCAUGGAUGAGGUGCUAGCUUCCUUGAAGCGUGGUAGUUUUCAUCUGAAAAAGGUUGAACAGCGAACUCUGCCUCCUUUUCCUGAUGAAGAUGACAGUAAUAAUAUCUUGGCACAAAUAAGGAAAGGGGUGAAAUUGAAGAAGGUACAGAAGGAAGUUUUAAGAGAAUCCUUCACGCUCCUGCCCGACACAGACCCUCUAACACGGAGCAUCCAUGAAGCUCUCAGAAGAAUCAAAGAAGCAUCCCCUGAGUCAGAGGAUGAAGAGGAGGCUGUGCCUUGCACGGACUGGGAAAACUAACAAGUGACCCAACAGAAAGAAAAAGAUACCUACAGUUGAAGAUUGGUUUUUAUUCUUUCGGAAAACAAAAUUUUAAGCACUUUGUUCCUCAGUUGGAUUUCAUUAGAUCCCAAGUGUAUGGGAUCAGUGGUGUGAAAAAAGGAAGCACAAUUGGCAAGUGAUCGCUUUUCCAGUCAUUCCAAUAGACCGUGAGUUUUAGAUGUGCAAUGUUCCUGACAGCAGUGAAGAAAAGGCCUUCCGGAGAUUCCUGGCUUUUGAAGCACCUUCCCCUCCUGUCCACGCAUUUACAUCCUUGUAGUGGCCAGUAGAGCUCGGGGUUGCUGUGAGUUGGAAGAACACUGGGUUGACAGAUCUACUGUGAGCUGUAUCGGGACUGCUUUGAAACCCAUCUUUCAGUGCACUGAAUAAGUCAUCUGCUUAAAUACAGAGCUGCUUCCAUAUCAGCUUCUAUAAAGUAGUGCGACACUCCGAAAAAGAAGUUUAUCAUGAUAGCUAUAGGACAGGAAUUGAAAGAAAAUCAGAUGGAAAGGCUCUGAAAAUUUCCACAUUACUCAUCUCCAAAGGAAUUUUCAUAAAGAUGUUUGACAACAUCUGAAAAGAUACAUAACCAUGGAGAUACACCUAUUACUGUGUUUACCACAACACAAUACAUUUAACAUGGCGUAUUUUUAGAAGACCACACACUCUUAACACUUUGUAAGGUUUCGAAGUACAAAUUUCCAUGCUUAGCUCUUCAUAAUUGUGAAUUUAUAAUAGUUUGAAUUUUAUGUGCAGCUUUGUUUAUGAGAAGCAAUACUUUGUAAUUUGAUAAUAUUUCAAAUUAUCUUUAGUCUUUUUGUUUGAACUAUUGCUUGAUUACUGUAACUUGACAUGACUUUCCUAUUGAGAAUCAAAAUCAGGAUUCAGUAAUAGGGAUGCAGAUCUUAAGUCUUUUUAACAUGCACCAUUUUAAGUUUUAUUUUUAUGCUCCACAGUGAAAAAAGUGUGCCGUGUGCAGUUGUGUGGCACUUAACGACAGGUAUGCGUUCUGAGAAAUGUGUCAUUAGGCAAUUUCCUCAUUGUGUGAACAUCAUAGAGUGUGCAGCCUACUCCCACCUAGGCUGUGUGGCGCUAAACUUAGGGGACCACUGUCCUGUGCGCGGCCUGUCGUCGACCGAAGCCUUGUUAUGCGGCGCACGGCUGCAUGCAGAAUGCAGACAGGCAGAAAAGCCUGCUUGCCUGGCGUUUCACUAUCUCCACAUGCUGUGAGUGGGAUUUUGGGAGAGAGCCUUUGUUAUUGUCACUAAGUUUUUCAACGUGUGUGUAGCUCUAGGUGCUGAUUUUGCUGUAAUGGAGUCCUGAAGGAUGCCUUUAUAUGAAUGGAGACAUCAUGAAUUCUCAGCAGGACUGUUGUAGGCUUGAAUGAAGGUAGAUAUGUGGAACUCAGUUUACAGUGUGCUGUCUUGUGUAAUUCUGCUUGAGACAGAUGCUGGCCUUUAUGAGAAAGGAGUUAAGGACUGAAGCACCAAAAAGAACUUUCUUUCUUAUGAGGCGGUUCUCUGGCCUGGACCCAGAAGCAGUCCCAGAGUAAAAGCCCUCCAAAGUAUAUGAAUCGGUGUUCCUGGAGAAAAAAAGAAAUGGUCGCACCUUUAUCACUUUAAAAUGUUAUUUCCUUUAAAAUAAUUAUGGGGAAAGUUUUUUGGCAAUAGGUUAUAUAAAACAAAAUCUUUCUGCUUAAAUGUUGGUAAUAUGUUUAUAGAUGAGACUAGGAGCUUUUGCACACCAUUUUCACGAUACCUUGGUUGUAUUCUAGCAUUAUUCCCACAUCUUGUCUGGGAAGAUUAGAAAUCUUCACCCCAUGAUGGGGGUGGGGGGGUAGAUUUUUUUUCCCUGUACACCUUCAGUAAAGCAUUGAAGUAUGCCUUUUAACCCAAAGAAUGAUUGGUUUGAUUGUUAAUACGUCUGAAAAAAGUUUUUUUAGCAAAAAUCAUGUAUUAGUUUUAUGCCUUUGGAUGCUUGUUCAUUACAUAAGUUGUUUUUGGUUUUUGUUUUCACUUACUGACAUUUAGAAAAAUACUGGAGGAUCUAGUGUUAAAUUAACAACAAAGGCAUGGGGACUUUCCUGUGUUGAGGGAAUUACUACCCAUUUAAUCUUACAGCUGGGAUUCCAUGUUAAAGACAGGCUCACUUAUACAAGGGUCCUGUGGUCUGUCUUCCUGAGAGCCCUAGAGACCCUUGUAGGGCGCACUCACGGCUCUCAGCACGUCCCUUUGUAGCGCUCCGUGGCGGUUAUCCCACACUUGAGAGUGAGUAGGUGAAAGGAAAGCCUCGUUGGCAGCCACUGUGCUCAUUCUCUGGCAAAUAACAUUCUCCAGCACACCCGUUCUCUUCCUCAAGAUUCAGGUUCCUGCUUCCACAAAAUUACACUUUAUUUAGCUGCAGGUCAUCAGCUGCGCAGUUCUCACAAAUAAUAUUAAAAUUUCAAAUAACUAUGGUCCACUUGUCCGUCAAGAUGAGAUUACCAAUUGAAUCCUCUUGUUAAUUUUAAAGCAGUUUCAGAACCAAAAAUUAUAUGUAAACAUGGCUAAUUUUUUUUUUUCUUGUCCCUAAGAAAAUGAGCAUCUUUGGUCUUAGUAUUUGGCCUUAGUAUUAAAUUUGUAUAUAUUUACUUAUCAUGGUACUUCCAGAUGAUCAUGUUUCCAGUUCCAGUCUUGCCUGUACUAUUUAUAUGGUUUAAAAUAUUUGACAGUUUUAUUUCUGUUAUUGUAUCAUUUCUGUGUUAAGAUCCACAAACAGCUGCUUGCUGAUGUUGAGUCAAUUCAGAGGUGAAUUGACCAGUCUAGUCUCAACAGCAAUAUAUUGAAAAUCGGGAAACAAGUAGAUGAUGACUUGGGGAUGUUUUGAGGUUAAUGUUACUGCUCACUUGAAUGUCAAUUUUCAGUAUUUCCCCUACUAAUGCGACCAACAUUAUGUAUAUAUAACCAGUGUGGCCUGUUUAGAAAAGGUGUGGUUAGUGACGUACACUCCCCAUGGCACUGGAGGGUGCAGUGAGGAAAGGCCUGGCUCGAGGAUUUCCACAGAUGAGCACUCACCUUGCUUACUCGGUGGAUAUUUUAUCAGCUUAUGGAGUUGGUGAGCAGCAUAAAAACAAUCAUUCCUUAAUUCUUCAUUGUGGAACUGGCACAUUUCUAUAAAAUGCAUUUCUAAACAGGCUCCAAGGCACAGCUGUAACAGUCGAUCAGCUGUAGUAUUUCCACAGUGGGAAUGUGGGGAUUUUCUCAUGACAUGAAACCGUAGAAAAUUCUCAGCACUGUCAUGUACUCUGUAUAAUGAGGGGAAAAUCCUUGUUUCUACAAAGCUGCAGGGUGUAGCAAUACAUGGUAACAUAUGGCCUGACCACUUGAUGUCAUAAAAUGUGUUCACCUGUAAAGCAUACUUUGGCCAUAGCAGAUACUAAAGAAUUAAAACUCUUACUAUAUCAGUGGAGCAAAAAUUAAUGGGCAGCAUCCUCUCUGUUUGGAAUGGGACCAGUAUACAAUUUAAUUUUAUACAUUGCCUUAGACUCCAGUUUUUAACUACAUUCAUUGAGUAUGUGUAUGAAUUUAAGUCACUGCUUUUAGCCUAGGUGCAGUUUUUUUCUUUCACUAAAUACAAGGGGUUUUUUUGCCCUAUAAUUUAAUUGUUAUGCACUCAACAUCAGAUACCAACCUGUAAAGUACUAAUGGGUCCUUAAAGGCCUUAUCAGGGAGUUGAAAUUUCAUAUAUAUUACCGGGUUAUUUGUAAAGAAUCUUUUUGAACAGCUGUAAAACAUUUAAAAACCAUGGCAGAUGCAUUGUUAACAUGCAGCCAUUUGAUAGUGAAAGCAGAAAACUUAACAAGUUUUAUCUAAUUCCUGCACUGAAUUUAAAUGAUAAUAUAAAGUUAAACGUGCAUUUUAAACAGACUUUAUUCCCAUUUAUUGCUUAGCAUGGAAGAGCUGUGCUUAGUGCUAGAGGAUUGACGGACAAGAUUUAUCUCAGAUGGCAGAGAGGUAAGCCAGUUGAAGCACCUUACUUUUGGAGCACGUUGCGUUUCUUCCGGCUCCUGAGCCUUCAGUAGCUAUCCCUGAACUCUCCCGCAGAGCGCUCUGUAGUUAAAGCACAUGAGGAAGAGCCUCUGCUCAGUUAAGCUUUGUAAAAUGAAGCAAUGGUAUUUUUUAUCCUGUAAAUAUAGUCUAAUUUAAAAGUUUUUCCUACAAAAUGAGUUUAUAUUGCUGCCUAAACUAUCAUAUAUGUAAACAGAGGUUUUUUAAAGGUGAGAGGGAGUCUGGAUUGCGUGUGUGUGUGUGUGUGUGUGUGUGUGUGAAAUGUUUGCCCAUUAUUUCGAAGACGUGUUCAUUCUAAAAUUUUCUGUUCUGCCCAUGGUAAAUGUACAGCUUGGUAUUUUGAGGAAUUUAGUUGAUUGAAUUCCAAAUUUAUAAAUGUUUCUCCCCUUCUGCAAACAUGAUAAUUAUGCCGCUGUAAGGUGCAUGUACAGAAAAUACCUCUGAGGUUGACAUAUUAAAUAUUUUAUUAAUGUUAUUUCACACUGAAUCUCAAAGCAGCUAUUUGUUUUGAGGGUUAGGGGGAAGUUUGUUUCUUUUCAAGUCAGGUAUAACUAAGUGUGGCGCAAUUUGGGGAGUUAAGGACGGAAAGGAAAGACCCUGGAAAGGGAUCUUGAGGUGUAUACAAAAGGUAUGGGUGUUGGUUUAGAGUUCAAUUUUAACAAGGGAAGUUUUGGUUUUUGUUUUUUUUUUUAACUUGCAUGUUCUAUGGUUAACUAUCAAAGAGUGUAACAAGUUAUUCUAGCUUUUCCAAGUACUAAUUAUGUUGGUUUUAAGAAGUCUCCAUAAUCACAAGAUGGCUUUUUCCCUUCAUUUGUGAACCAAGAGGGGUAGACAAUACAGCCCAUAGGUGGCUUCUGACUUCUUCAACUUGGACAGAAUCCCCACUGUCUCAUUGAAUUUCUCAUUGUACUGUAUGUCUUGCCAAGUGUGAGACCGUAAUAUAUAGUUUAUGAAAAAUCGAAGGCUACAGAUCAUUUUGCAUGAAUAAUAAAGCCCAUUAGGGCUAAUGAAACUGACAUGUUUUUUAGCCUUUCUGGUUAAAUGAAACUUUUAAUGGCAAACUGACUCACCAUUUACCAGCUUUGUGCAAUGUUAUAAUGGUAGAAGCAGACACUAACUGGCACACUGCUUGGCUGGUGAGGAUGGCUUUACCACCGAGACGUCAGUUGGACAGUGUGCACAGUGUAUUGUAAAUGCCAACUCUUGCAAAUUUACAAUACUUAAUAUGCUCAGUUAACAUUCUAAAGUAUUAAAAGUGCAAAGAAAAAACUAGGCAGGCAUUUAUAGCAAUACUCUGAAAUCUCCAAUUGUUUUGACGGUUGCCUUUUGCCCUUUAGUGCAGCUUUUCUGCAUUGUAAUUUGUCUUGCUUUGUAUUUCAUGUUUUACACUCAUGACUUCAGAGUUAAGUACUUGUUCACCAAGUGUUGCAAUCACCUUUCUCUUCUUGUACAUGCAAUGUAACAACAUACAGUUUUGGUGCUUAACGAUAUUCCUUUUUUUCUUUAAUAAAAGAUAUUUAUUGAGUUAACUUAA